Molecule: messenger RNA, 726 nt
Organism: Mus caroli (Ryukyu mouse)
Lineage: Eukaryota; Metazoa; Chordata; Mammalia; Rodentia; Muridae
Source: RefSeq, a predicted model, not a curated record
GGUUCUAGGUCCUCAAGGCCUGUGAUGGCCGACCAUGUGCUGGGGCGGUGCAGAAGUUCCUGGCCUCAGUGCUCCCAGCCUGUGGGGACCUCAGUUUCCAGCAGGAUCAGAUGACACAGACUUACGGCUUCAGGGACCCGGAGAUCACGCACCUGGUGAACGCUGGGGUCCUCACUGUCCGAGAUGCUGGAAGCUGGUGGCUGGCUGUGCCUGGAGCUGGAAGAUUCAUCAAGUGCUUUGUUAAAGGGCGCCAGGCUGUACUGAGCAUGGUGCGGAAGGCCAAGUACCGGGAGCUUGCCCUGUCAGAGCUNCUGGGCCGCAGGGCCCCUUUGGCGGUGCGGCUAGGUCUUGCCUACCACGUGCACGACCUCAUUGGAGCCCAGCUGGUGGACUGUGUCUCCACGACUUCUGGAACCCUCCUUCACCUGCCAGAUACGUGAGGAGCCAAUGCUUGGAUUCUGCAACUCACUGAGUGAGGUUCCUGGAAGUGCCACCCCAGGGUGGCUGAGCUAGUCACUGCAGUGGGUGCCAGGCUCUACUGCUGCAAGCUGGGCUUCUACCUGAGCCGGGCUGUGGGCACUGCAGCUCUUGNUUCUGUGGGUGUGGACUCAGGAGCCAUGCCAAGAGGAUGAGAAGGUGGGAUUGCUGGAGACACUGGAGCAGGGAGUAGAGAACUCUGCCCUUCACGUCAGGCUGAAAUUGCCAAAUAAAAUACUUGUGCCUGCA